AUGGCGGACGAGGACUUUAAAAAUUGGCAAUCUGUUGAUGUCACCACAUCAGAAGAACAUUACCGAUACAAAAUGGAGCAACACAAGGUCGGUCUACGUCCGAAAACGUUGUAUCGAAUGCGAAUUACUGCCAAAAAUCAAAUUGCUGAAAGUGAACCCACCGAAGUACUUGAAUUUGAAACAACUCAAGGAGAAUUUCCGGUGCCGACAGAUGUACAAGUCGAGGUUCUGAAAGACAAUACGGUGAUUGUUACCUUUACAGCUGUUAAAGAUCCCGAAGAUCAUUCCAUCUAUAUUCAGGAUUAUGACGUUUUUCUAUCUGCAUCCACCGAUGCUCUGGUUGCGCAGUUCUUCCACGUGACUAUCGCCGAAAAGACAUUCGAUCCGAAUAACGCACAGAUAACGAUGAAAAUAGCACCAAAGGAACUCAAUACGAUGACUCAGUACUGGGCUAAAGUGCAAGCACGUAUUCCGAACCGGCAGAUUCAAGCCAGUAAACCGAAACGAUUCCAAACUGAAUUUCCACCAAUUGUUCGAAUUCGUCAAGGAGAUCGUAUAAAGCGAGAACCGAGUCGAACCAUGCGACUGCAUUUAGAGUGUGAUGCCGAUGGACAUCCUCGACCGAUAAUUUCGUGGUUAUGGAAUGGUCAACGAAUCGAAGAGAACAAUCACUACUGGAAGAUAACCGAUAUCACCACAGAUCCAGUUCGUAACAUGCACAAAGUCAGCUCUCGAUUAGCUGCAUCGAACGUUUCACGUUCGGGUAUGAUCUCAUGCGAAGCGAUCAAUAACAAGGGUUAUGCAGUCAUCAAUACAAGUAUCGUUGUGACUGGGCCUGGAAGUGCUGUUCGAAAUAUUAUUCCGAACCAAAAUAUGCUCAAUAUUUGUUGGCAAGAACCUGAGAUUACGAAUGGCAAAAUCCACCAUUAUCUGAUUUAUAUGACUACAUCACCGAGCGAUGAUCUCAAUGAAUGGCAAAAGAUUGAAGUGAUCGCUGAGAAGAAGUGCAUUAUAAUUGAUAAAGUAGAACCAAACACCAACUAUACAUUCAAAUUCCAAUCGGCAUCUGAAUUCGGUUAUGGUCUCAUUUCGGAUGCGUUCACUGUCAAUUCUGGCAAAUUGUAUAUUCCACUGGACGUUCACAUCAAACUGAUUGAUUUCGAAUCACAUAACAGUACUGAAUAUACCGUUGAACCAGGCACAACUAUUCGAUUUCACUGCAUAGCCAGGGGCAAUCCUCAACCGUCAAUUGUUCAUUUCUGGACAACUGAGGGUAUUCAGGACGAAGAGUUCGGCACAGAUGCGGUAUUCUUCGCCAAACUCAACCAACUCGAUAAAUACACAGUGGAUUCAGUGGAGAGUGUAACAAGCACUCAUACGACGCGUGAUCUUGUGUGUGAGGCACGAAAUGAACAUGGGCACGUUCAACACAGAAUACGAUUCAAUGUCUACAAACCUGGGAGUGCACCUCGAUGCAUUCAAUACGUUGUUUCACCCAGCAAUCAGAUCACGAUAUCCUGGAAGAAGCCGUCGCUACCUAAUGGAAUUAUUACGUCAUAUUUGGCAUAUAUAACGCAAAAGCGAAGUAAUUCGUUACGAGACUGGAGAAGAAUUGUGAUUGAUUCGAAUCGAAGACGUUUCUCGUUUGUGGAGGGUGAGCUCGAGUUCAAUUCAACGUACUUUUUGAGAAUGACCUCAGCAAAUGAGUAUGGUGAAGGCGUGCUUUCGGACGGUUAUAUAUUCUACUUCACGAGAAGUGUGCGCUAUUCCGAGUAUGAAUACCGUAAAUGGCAGAGUGUUGAAAUAACGAAUAUUUCACCGCUCAUAGACCAGUAUAUACUGAAUGGAAAGUCGAUUGGACUGCGCCGAGACUUGAACUAUCGUUUAAGAAUGAGUGCUUGGAACGGGAUCGGUGAAGGUCCAGUGAGCGAAGUGACUUACUUCAAGACGAGAAGUGGAUUAUUCAAAGCUCCAGAAGAUAUCAAAGUGAGGACUGAUCAGAACGGUGAUGUGUUAGUGCAGUUUAACGCGGUUCACGAUAGAAGAAAUGCGCGAAACAUAACACUGGUCACGGUAAUUCACUGUAAUCCAUUUAUGCCAGUGAUUCAUUCGCUCAAUGGAAUAACCAAACUUUAUCGUGAAGCAGCUUGA
This is a messenger RNA of Anisakis simplex (herring worm), 2151 nucleotides long. Lineage: Eukaryota; Metazoa; Nematoda; Chromadorea; Rhabditida; Anisakidae. The record is from the annotation of a GenBank genome assembly.